This is a messenger RNA of Juglans regia (Persian walnut), 6781 nucleotides long. Its product is annotated as phospholipase A I-like. Gene Ontology annotation, biological process: fatty acid metabolic process. Gene Ontology annotation, molecular function: protein binding; glycerophospholipase activity. Gene Ontology annotation, cellular component: membrane. The coding region runs from base 259 to 4215 and encodes 1318 amino acids. The transcript has 19 exons. The record is from RefSeq and is a predicted model, not a curated record. Lineage: Eukaryota; Viridiplantae; Streptophyta; Magnoliopsida; Fagales; Juglandaceae.
CCUUCUGUUUGUUUCCGUUGCAAACUUCAACAUCGGCGUUUCUCUCCCGCCAUUGAUCUCAUCGUCUUCCUCUCAAAUUCCUCGCCCUAAUUUCCAUUCCUAGGAUUGAGAAUUUAAUUUUUUUUUUCUCACAGACAUAGAAAUGUCAUCGCGAUGUUAUGUUAGUAUUUCCCAAAUGCCACUCCCUCUCAAUUCGCAGCCAUCGAAUCAGACCGUCAGGAACAGUGGAAUCCCUAAUCUAGGAUAUUAUUAACAACAAUGUCUUGGGGAUUGGGCUGGAAGCGACCCUCUGAGACCUUCCACCUCAGGCUGAACUACGGCAAUGAAGAGUCUCAGGAGAAUCCUGACCGUACGUCGUCGGCAUCUUCGUCAAGCUCGUCUUCUUCGUCUUCGGCAUCGAUCAUGUCGCAAGAUCAAGAGCUAGGGUUUCGGAUCGAAUUGGACUGGUCUGCCGCGGAUGACGAGGAUCAGGUGGCUUUGAGGCUCCAGUCGCAGCUGAUGGUGGUGCUGCCGAUGCCACAGGACGCAGUGGAAGUGGAGUUAAGGCCGGAGGAGGAGGAGGCAGUGGGGGAGCCAAAUGUGAGGGUGGAGAUGAGGGUGGUGCAGAGGAGGGAGGAUCUAAGGUCCGUGACGAUGACUAAGUCGGCCGGGUCGGGGCAGCAGAACGAUGGGACCGGGGUGUUAACGCGCUUGUUAAGGUCGAAUCUCGCCCCGCUGAUGCCGGGGGUUGCCGACGGUGUCUCCGACUGUGGUGAGCAUUGGAAGAGCGUCACUGUGCUCAGUCUCUGUGGUUGCGGCUUGUCGGCAUUCCCUAUAGAGGUAACUCGUUUGCCUCAUCUUGAGAAGCUUUUCUUUGAUAACAACAAGCUCACACUUUUGCCACCGGAGCUUGGUGAGCUGAAAAGCUUAAAAGUGCUUAGGGUUGAUUACAACAUGCUGGUUUCAGUACCUGUGGAACUAAGACAAUGUGUUGGACUGGUGGAAUUAUCAUUGGAGCAUAACAAGCUUGUUCGGCCUCUCCUUGACUUCAGGGCAAUGGCCGAGUUACAGGUUCUAAGGCUCUUCGGUAAUCCUCUUGAAUUUCUUCCUGCAAUUUUGCCAUUGCACAAACUUCGCCAUUUGUCUCUUGCAAAUAUCAGAAUUGUAGCUGAUGAAAAUUUAAGAUCAGUGCACGUGCAAAUAGAGAUGGAAAACAGUUCUUAUUUUGUUGCAUCUAGACAUAAGCUAAGUGCCUUCUUCUCUCUUAUAUUCCGUUUUUCUUCUUGUCAUCACCCUUUACUUGCAUCUGCACUAGCAAAGAUAAUGCAAGACCAAGGAAACCGGGUAGUUGUUGGUAAAGAUGAGAAUGCAGUGCGUCAGCUUAUAAGUAUGAUCAGCAGUGACAACCAUCAUGUGGUUGAACAAGCAUGCUCCGCUCUUUCGGCUCUUGCUGCUGAUGUUUCUGUCACAAUGCAUUUGAUGAGAGCUGAUAUCAUGCAACCCAUUGAAACAGUGCUGAAAUCUGUUGGUCAGGAAGAAGUACUAUCGGUAUUGCAAGUCAUGGUGAAGUUAGCUUUUGCAUCUGACACUGUAGCUCAGAAGAUGUUGACGAAGGAUGUAUUGAAAUCCUUAAAAUUUUUAUGUGCCAAUAAAAACCCUGAGAUACAAAGGUUGGCUUUGUUAGCAGUUGGAAAUUUGGCUUUCUGUUUGGAGAACCGUCGUAUUCUGGUAACUUCUGAAAGUUUGCGGGAACUGCUCUUACGUUUGACAGCUGCCCCUGAACCACGUGUGAAUAAAGCUGCAGCUCGUGCUUUGGCAAUUCUUGGGGAGAAUGAAAAUCUACGACGUGCGAUAAAUGGUAGACCAAUAGCAAAGCAAGGACUACGCAUCCUCUCAAUGGAUGGUGGUGGCAUGAAAGGUAUGGCAACCGUGCAGAUUCUUAAAGAAAUUGAGAAGGGAACUGGAAAGCGGAUACAUGAGAUGUUUGACCUUAUAUGUGGAACAUCAACGGGUGGCAUGCUUGCUGUUGCCCUUGGUGUCAAGCUAAUGACCUUGGAACAGUGUGAAGAAAUAUACAAAAACCUUGGAAAACUCGUCUUUGCUGAUCCUGUGCCAAAGGACAAUGAAGCUGCAACUUGGAUUGAAAAGUUGGAUCAACUUUAUAAGAGUUCAUCACAGAGUUUUAGAGUGGUUGUACAUGGAUCAAAACACAGUGCAGAUCAGUUUCAGAGGUUGUUAAAGGAAAUAUGUGCGGAUGAUGAUGGGGACCUUCUAAUAGAGUCUGCAGUGAAAAACAUUCCCAAAGUAUUUGUUGUAUCAACCUUGGUGAGCGUUGUACCGGCUCAGCCUUUUAUAUUUCGCAAUUAUCAGUAUCCUGCUGGAACACUAGAGGUGCCUCUUGCAAUCUCAGAAAGUUCAGGAAUUACUAUGCAAGGAUUGCCUCCUACAGAUGGUCAAGUUGGCUAUAAGCGCAGUGCUUUUAUUGGAAGUUGUAAGCACAAAGUAUGGCAAGCUAUAAGAGCAUCUUCUGCUGCUCCAUAUUAUCUUGAUGAUUUCUCAGAUGAUGUGCUACGCUGGCAAGAUGGUGCAAUAGUGGCAAACAAUCCUACCAUUUUUUCCAUAAGAGAAGCCCGACUUCUUUGGCCUGACACAAGAAUUGGCUGCUUAGUUUCCAUUGGCUGUGGUUCGGUUCCAACGAAGGUGCGGAAAGGUGGUUGGCGUUAUCUGGAUACCGGGCAAGUGUUGAUUGAGAGUGCAUGCUCUGUAGAUCGGGUAGAGGAAGCUUUAAGCACAUUGCUGCCUAUGCUCCCUGAAAUACAAUAUUUUCGAUUUAAUCCAGUUGAUGAACGUUGUGAUAUGGAACUGGAUGAGACUGAUCCAGCUGUCUGGCUGAAGUUGGAAGCCGCAGUUGAGAAAUACAUCCAAAAUAAUUCUCAAACCUUUAAGAAGGUCUGUGAGAGACUGCUUCUUCCUUACCAAAAUGAUGAGAAAUGGUCAGAGAAUAUGAGAACUCAGCAUUACCCCAAGGCGAAGGGGUCUAGUGUAGAUGUCAGUGGACCUUCUCUGGGGUGGAGGCAUAAUGUACUACUUGUUGAAGCUUCACAUAAUCCAGAUUCAGGCAGAACUGUGUGCCAUGCUCGAGCACUCGAGUCAUUUUGCUCCCGCACUGGAAUACGGCUAUCCCUUAUUCAAGGGAUUUCAGGGAUAGUGAAGACUGCGCCAGCAGCAACAUUUCAAACACCAUUUGCAUCACCUCUGUCCACUGGAAGCUUCCCAUCAAGCCCAUUUCUUUACAGUCCUGAUUUUGGCCCACAGAGGCUUGGCAGAAUUGAUGUGGUCCCACAUUUAAGCUUGGAUGGUGAAUCUGGAAAGGCAGCUGCAUCACCCCCAAUAUCUCCUCCAGGGCCCAGAAAGCUUUCUUUACCAGUUCGAUCACUGCAUGAGAAAUUGCAGAACUCACCACAAGUGGGCAUCAUACAUUUGUCCCUUCAAAAUGACUCUUUUGGCUCAAUAUUAAGUUGGCAGAAUGAUGUCUUUGUGGUGGCUGAACCUGGAGAGCUUGCAGAUAAAUUUGUGCAGUGUGUUAAAUUGAACUUGUUUUCAGUUAUGUGGAGACGUCGCAAAAAGGAGGCAUCACUUCUUAGCAAUAUUUCAACUGUUGCUGAUUUGGUUGCAUUAAGACCGCAGUUCCAAAUUGGAAGCAUUGUACAUCGUUAUAUAGGGCGGCAAACCCAAGUUAUGGAAAAUGACCAAGAGAUUGGGGCAUAUAUGUUUCGUAGAACAGUCCCUUCUACGCACUUAACUCCUGGUGACAUUCGUUGGAUGGUUGGAACUUGGAGGGAUAGGAUCAUAAUUUGCACGGGAACAUAUGGGCUUAAUCCAACUCUGAUUAAGGCCUUUCUUGACUCUGGUGCUAAAGCUGUUGUAUGUUCUUCCACCGAACCCCCUGAAACGCAGCUGACAAACUUUCAUGGAUCAGGGGAGUUUAAUAUUUUUGAAAAUGUCAAGUUUGAGAUUGGGGAGGAUGAGGUUGAAGAUGAAGAAGCUGAACCUGCCAGUCCAAUGAGUGACCCUGAGAAAAUUGGAGACCGUUCCACUUGUUGGGAUGAAGAUGAGGAGGAACUGUCACAGUUUGUCUGUGAAUUGUAUGACUCGUUGUUCCGGGAUGGUUCGAGUGUUGAUGUUGCUCUGAAACAUGCUCUAGCCUCCCAUCGAAGAUUAAGAUUGCAAUCUUGAACACAAUGGGACCUAUUCAAAAGGCAAAAGAAUGGAAGAGAUAUAUCAACAACAGUUGGACCCCCAUACUUAACAAGCACUCAAGCAAGACAACGAAAUCAGAAAGGAAAAGAAGCAGUAAGAGAGAAGAAGUUUACCAAACACAUAUGAUGACUAAAGAAUCAAAAGCACAAGGAAUUUUAAUUUUGUCAAUACAUGAUGGCUUAGCACAGAACAGAGUAUAAACAUUCAGAAAACUUGCCUCAUUCGCACCAGAGAAAUUAUCAAUCAUUAACAAAAGUAUACAGCCCCAAAGGUUGCUCAAAACAAAAAACUUGAUUGCAUGGUCGAAGAAGUCAAAAGUGUAAAAGAUUUAUCCGGAGAAUACGCAUGCUUUCAUUGCAAUGUCCCUACAUAGAAAUUCAAUUAUGCAAAAUUUCAUGCUGUCCACUUGGUUAAAGAUAAAGCAGUUUAACGAGUGUCUGUUUGGGGGAUUAAAGCGGAGAUGCUCCAACUAUAUUCAAAGCAAUUCCCGACCUUGAUAAAGACCAAGGACCCAACUUUCUUCAUCCACAAGCCUUCAUAAUAUACCUUACAAAAUGCAGUAUAAAGCUAGUACCAAUUCCACCAAGUUUCCUGAGAAAAUGGCUGCAAUUGCUCCAGUUUCGAUAGGCACACGGGGCACCGUCGGAUCACUUGUCAGAAAGGAAAUUGAGUAUUUCGGGAAGCUCGAAAUAGACCCAUGUGGAAGCUCACAAAAACCUCAGGGACAGAUUGUCGACAUGGCUUCCACCAGCGGUCACUCCAGGCCUAGUUUCUGGCUCUUGCUAAUGACAUGGAAAAGGAAGAAGGGGAGAAGAGCCACUGGUUCUCACCUGCCAAACAUGUGUUCUGUUGUUGAAGUUGCAGAAAGGAAUCGGCUGAACAGAAUUCCUGGUUACAAUUACAGAACCCUCAAGAAUAACUUGCACAUUUAGAUGAUGCUCCCAAGCUUUCUGAGCCAGUUUGUUCUAUGGCUCAACAAUGCCUUUUUCCUAUGAUGAUAAGAUUACUCUUGUCAGGUUCCCCUAUGUUGUGCAUAAGGAUCCAUUAUGCAGCUUUUUUUUAACAUUGUGCUGUUUCUGGUGCUUCCCGAUUGCUUCAUCCUAUAAUAAUCUUCGUAAUUCUGCUUUCUUUGAGAAAUACCUUGGAGUUGGGGGACACAGAAUUCAGCAGUCUCUUUCUCCAUCUCUCAGCCGAAACUUCUCACACAAGAAAGAAGGAUUGAUCAAUGAAGAUAAAAGUCUGUGAACUUCUAAUACAUAAUUGACACUACAGUCUACUCUUGUACUUAUUUGAUCUGUACAAUGUUUUCAUGUACCCGAAAAAGAAAGACAAAUAGAAGUAGAGAUUUUCUUUUAGUUGUAUUUUAUUUGGAUGAAUCUGUAAUACCUUUCUCAUCAUUUCUCAGCUUAUCUAUAUACUCAGAGUGAUUACAACAUCACCCAUCAAUCGUCUAGGAGACGUGUUGCAGCAACUGCUAGAGCUUGAUAGAGGCCCUUAACAUGGAACUUUCCUCUUAGCAUAGGGUCAGUCAUUAAUUUGAACUUUUUUCUGUGCUUAAACAGUGGCUUUGCCUGCAGGUGAAAAUGAGCAUUACAUGUUUAUCAAGCUCUUGUUCAACAACGAACUACCUCAAAAGCCUAAGAACUGCAAGGAUCUUGACAUUUCAUUCAACAUUCAAAAUACAAGCACACGUGUGUGUGUAUGUGUGUGAGAGUUGAUAGAGGCUGUUCUUGCAGAAACGGGCGUCAUGUACUUGUGACAGACGUUCAUCAUUCUCCCCAAAACCCCUACAAAAAAACACAGAAGAGAAAUGGUGGGUUUCCGGUCCUUGAAGUGAAAUGGUGGUUUCGAUAACAAUGGCUUCCACUGCAGCAUAUGGAGCGCAACACGUGCAGAAAAGAUCUGCCAUGAUCAGUAGGAAAUCUUAAUUUGGAUCUCUAGUUUGCAAAGAACUAAUGAAAGUUGAAACACCAUCAGGUCUGGGAUAUUUUGAUGGGCAGAAGCGUUUAAAGAUAAGAAGUAGUAAUGGUGGCAUUAAGCUUGUGGUGUCUCCACACAGAAGACGGCCGGGAUCAAGGAGUUAAAACUUUUCCAUAAGGACAUCUUUUACAAGUUUCACAUCUGUCGAAGAUGAUCACAACCGUUGGAAAUGCAAGCAAGCUGCAAGCCGAAGUUGGCAAAACUUGGUCAAGCUGUGAGGAGUGAUUGCAAACUCCCUUUGAAGCCAUCCAGUUAAACUAUAUUUCUAUCGAACUUUUAUAUAAAUCCUGACCAGACGGGCAGCAAGAGUUAAGACUUUUCGGUUUAAAGUUGCUGCAUCCCUGAAUCUUCCAUUAUUAAGAAUUAUUAGCAAGUGAGCAAGGGUGCAAACAGUUUUGAUGGCCACAUCUUAUGGUAAAAGUCGAUCAUUUACCUUCUCUGUAUGAUGUAUUUAUAUUGUACUAGUUCGAAAUUAACCAACUAAAAGGUAUGUGUUUGCAUGGUGCAUUGUAUCACCUCAGCACUUGUUUAAGCUGGCUACCGAUAGAGAAGCAUUUAUUUG